This is a messenger RNA of Danaus plexippus (monarch butterfly), 915 nucleotides long. It is a transcript of the gene osi, whose product is annotated as electron transfer flavoprotein regulatory factor 1. Gene Ontology annotation, biological process: respiratory electron transport chain. The transcript is spliced from 2 exons. Gene Ontology annotation, cellular component: mitochondrion. The coding region runs from base 156 to 410 and encodes 84 amino acids. The record is from RefSeq and is a predicted model, not a curated record. Lineage: Eukaryota; Metazoa; Arthropoda; Insecta; Lepidoptera; Nymphalidae.
AAUCAGAACAGAAAAUAUAACUUCGUGGUUCAGCGGGUACAACAGUUUAAAAAAGUUAUAAUAACAUAUAGUGUAAUAUUUUUGUGAAAUGUGAUUUGUAAACUUUAGACUAUGAUCUCGGACUAAGUUUUGAAUUCUGAAAAAGAACAGUAGAAAUGUCUCAACCUCACAGAAAAGCAGUGCUUAAUUUAUAUAAAACGCUUUUAUAUUUAGGCAGAGACUGGCCUCAGGGUUCUGAUCUGUUUCGAAAACGUUUGCAUAAAGUGUUUGUAAGGAAUAGCGAGGAAAGUGAUCCAGCAAAGAUAGAAUCAAUGAUAAAACAUGGGCAAUUUGUUGUAAAAGAAAUCGAAGCUCUCUACAAACUUAAGAAGUAUAGGGCAAUGAAAAGAAGGUACUAUGAUGAUAAUUAAUUAAAAAAAUACUUUUCUACAAUACCCAUACAUGUUUUUAUAAUCAUGUAUAAAUGUUCCAAUCAUAGUAUCAGUGUUGCAUAAUGUUUUAUCUUCUAUAAACUUAAAUGAUAGUGUAUUUUUCUUGGUUAUUUGUUAAACAAAUUAUAUUUUACAAUUAAUUUUGUUAUCAUAAAUGAGCCUUAAAAUUACAUGUUGACAGGACCUGGCAUGUCAUGAUAAAUUCUUGUUUAUGAAAACAUAUGUCUAAUCUCUCAACAAUGGGUGUAAUAAAUAAAUAAAUUUGUUUGUUGUUCAAAUAACAUUUUAAUAACAUUUAUGUCGUUCAAAUUGCCUUAUUAUAUGUUUUUGUUUGCAUGUUCGGUUAUAUAUAUAUUUUUUAAUUAUCCAAUGUAAUGAAAACAAUCACUAAAAUUUUAUAAAUAAAAUAGGGUUUAGAAUCCUGGUAUGUAAAUAUGUAAUUAAUGUUACCGUUGUAUCAAAUACACAAAAUGAAACUAUGAAA